Gekko japonicus is the source of this 605-nucleotide messenger RNA. RefSeq names its product macrophage migration inhibitory factor (glycosylation-inhibiting factor) (gene MIF). The transcript has 3 exons. Gene Ontology annotation, molecular function: phenylpyruvate tautomerase activity; cytokine activity. NCBI's taxonomy places the organism in Eukaryota, Metazoa, Chordata, Lepidosauria, Squamata, Gekkonidae. Bases 101 to 448 code for a protein of 115 amino acids. The record is from RefSeq and is a predicted model, not a curated record.
CUGCCGCUGGCCCUUUAAGCGCGCCCCCGCGAGCAGCCUACAAAGCCGAGAGGCGCUCCACUUUCCGCUCACUGGGGCGUUGUUGUGUGCUGCCGCCAAGAUGCCGAUGCUCGUGAUUAACACCAACGUGAGCCGCCAGGCCGUACCUGAGAGCCUGCCCGGGGAGUUGACCCAGCAGCUGGCCAAAGCUACCGGCAAGCCAGCCCAGUAUAUUGCGAUCCGCAUCGUGACCGACCAGCUAAUGACCUUUGGGGGCUCAGGCGAGCCAUGUGCCCUGUGUAGCCUACACAGUAUCGGCAAGAUUGGUGGGCCGCAAAACAAGGCUUACUCGAAGUUACUGUGUGAACUGUUUACUAAAUAUUUGCAGAUACCUGCAGACAGGGUCUACAUCAACUAUUACGAUAUGAAUCCUAGUAACGUGGGCUGGAACGGAUCCACCUUUGCAUAAGGCUCUCCCUAUGGGCCUGUUGUGUCCUUCAUGCGUCUCAGCCACCGCAGUCAAGCCCACCUCCCUAAUGCGAGCUCCUUGCUUGUCCCUUGCGUGCAUCAUUGUUGUAACAUUCCUUCAUACCAAAGGAAAAACAAUAAAAACCUAGAAGGAUGUU